AUGAGGCUCCACAGACGAAAAGUGCUACACGUCCUUGUCUUGUUGUUCCUCCUUGUGACCGAACUGCGGGCAAGGGAAGGGCGGAAGAAGGGAGAGCGCAAAGGGAAGAAGAACAGCAGGUGUAAACGGUUCCACUACGUACAGACCAUCAGACAUCCCACACUGGACUGCGAGGUGCAGAAUGUCCUGAUGGCGAGAUGUGAGGGAGCGUGUCGCCGGUCCUCCAGAACUGAUCCCAUCAUAGAGUUCUCGCCCAUUCUCAGACAUCCGUUUCAGUAUAGGAGACAGAGCUGCCAAGCGAAGCUGUCCAAGCUCAAGGCGGUGAGAUUAAAGUGCACGGACGGAACCUUCGUCACCGCGUCAUACAGAUACAUCACCAAGUGCGCAUGCGCUGCCUGUCCGCCAGACUUUACGCUUCCGUGACGGGGAUUGUAAA
Branchiostoma floridae (Florida lancelet) is the source of this 436-nucleotide messenger RNA. Its product is annotated as norrin-like. The record is from RefSeq and is a predicted model, not a curated record. NCBI's taxonomy places the organism in Eukaryota, Metazoa, Chordata, Leptocardii, Amphioxiformes, Branchiostomatidae. The coding region runs from base 1 to 423 and encodes 140 amino acids. Gene Ontology annotation, biological process: Wnt signaling pathway. The transcript is spliced from 3 exons.